Penicillium psychrosexuale is the source of this 2922-nucleotide messenger RNA. Its product is annotated as LipA and NB-ARC domain protein. Gene Ontology annotation, molecular function: sulfite transmembrane transporter activity; protein binding. The transcript is spliced from 8 exons. Lineage: Eukaryota; Fungi; Ascomycota; Eurotiomycetes; Eurotiales; Aspergillaceae. The record is from RefSeq and is a predicted model, not a curated record. Gene Ontology annotation, biological process: transmembrane transport; sulfite transmembrane transport. Gene Ontology annotation, cellular component: plasma membrane. Bases 1 to 2922 code for a protein of 973 amino acids.
AUGGGCUUCGCUACACUCAUUGAGAUGUGGGUGUUAGUUUGCGUGCCAAUCUGGGGUGAAUGGGCCAAAACAUUUGCAUGGACUUUAUGGAUGAUCGACGUGGUAGCUGCAGCUUCUGUAACUUCGUCCCUGACCUUUAUUUUAAUGUCUCAGCGCUAUAUCACCUCGCUAGAUCGGUUCACUGCGGUCCAAUUAUUGCCAAUCGCAGCGACUAUUGUGGCAGCGGGUACUGGCGCCGAGGUUGCUCUUAUCUUAGCAGACAAACACCAUGCGAUGGGAACACUCCUCGCCUCAUUCAUUCUCUGGGGUAUGGGCACUCCGAUGGCCAUUGUGGUAUUGGUAAUAUAUUAUCAGCGAUUAGCAGUGCAUAAGCUUCCACCGAGGGAACUGAUUGUGAGCUGUUUUCUACCGCUGGGCCCUCUUGGCUUUGGUGGGUUCGGCAUCAUUUACAUUGGGAAGGUAGCACGGGUAUUGUCGCAGGAUUCCCAGUUCCUCGACCCUAUCGCAGGCCACAUUGCAUAUGUCUUGGGUGUCUUCAUAUCCCUCCUCAUGUGGAGCUUCGGCUUGAUUUGGCUCGUGUUUGCCCUAGCUACCGUUCUAUACAGCUCUCCGUUUCCUUUCAACAUGGGUUGGUGGGGAUUUACGUUCCCACUUGGGGUGUAUUCCGCAAACACUAUAGAGUUGGGCCUUGAAAUGGACAUCAUGUUCUUCAAAGUUCUCGGUACCGAUACGGGGGAGUACGAGUUUCCCUUCUUGCAGGAGGUCUUCUCUCCUCGUGAAUCGCACAAGAUCGAUUUUGUCUUCGUUCAUGGCCUGAACCCAAGCGGUCGCAAUGACCAUCCUUUCCAGACAUGGACGCAUAGCAAUGGCAAGUUUUGGCCGAGGGACUUCCUGGCCGAGGACAUACCCUAUGCGCGCGUCUUCGUUUACGGAUACAAUUCAAGCAUCACCCAUCCACAGACCAUGUCUACGGCUAGCAUCAAGGACCAUGCGAAUACGCUGUUGAAUUUAUUGGAUAUGGAACGCGGCCCUCAGAUGGGAUCUGUUCCACCGAAAGUGAUAUUCAUCGGACAUAGUUUGGGGGGGUUAGUGAUCAAACAGGCACUGCUCAAUGCUAAAGAAGAUCCAAAAUAUACCUCUAUUCGUUCGGCAACUUCUGGUCUCGUCUUCUUCGGUACACCUCAUCGUGGAGCGAAGGCUGUGGAACUAGGGAAAAUUGCAGCCCGGGUUGCUCGCUUUGUCUCCAAAGGCCAUGCUAGCAAUGACCUUCUAAACUGCCUGGAAUUCAAUUCCCUUUUUACUCGACAGAUGACCGAUCGGUUCCGACAUCAACUGGAAGAUUAUCGUGUUGUUAGCUUUAUCGAAGGGAAGGAGGUGCAGAUAGGGGGAGUUGGACCAGCAUCUAUCAGCCAUCUUGUGGUUGAUGAAGAGUCUGCGGUUCUUGGGCUGUCUGGUUUACGCGAAACCCAACUCAAGCUCGACGCAGAUCACUCGCAGAUGUGCAAGGUGGGCUCUCGGGGUCCGAUGUACCGUUUGAUAAAAGGCAAUAUCAAACAACUGGUCGAUCAGGCGCUUCUGUCGGAGCAAGGCUUUAUUCCACCAUCGAUACCUUCAAGUACCGCGUCAUCCCCACCGCCAGUCCCACCACGCCUUCAUUCAAAUAGUAGCACGCCAUACCAUGGGCAGAGUCGCCCAUCUCCUUCGACACAAAGGGUGACAGGAAUGAUUUUCAACGCUCUGGAUAAUGACCCACGGUCUGUUCGCUCCGCAGAACUCAAAAAUCGGGCUCGAUGGGACGAAGCCCGAACCGUCGAAUAUGGGAUUUUCCAGGAGCAUUUGCGCAGCCUUGGUCCGGAUCAUUUCAGUACACUAUCAGUGGCAUACAAUUUAGCUGAGGUGGAAAUGGAGUCCAGCUACUUAGAUAAAGCAAAUGAAUGGUGCCAUUGGGUGUCCGAAAAUGCCCAACGCGUCUUUGGGACAAAACAUCCCCUGGCAAUGAAGACGGAAAGUUUGACUGCAGAGGUCUUGUGUCAACAAGGCAAGUACCAAGAGGCCGAGUCGGUCUGCGCCAACGUGUUAGCCCGUCAGCAAAUGACUAUCGGCGAAGAUCACCUAGACACCUGUGACACUCGGCGCCGAUUGGGAAUGACCUACAAUGGACUAGGUCGCCGGGAAAAUGCCGUUAUGACUGCGGAGAAGCUGACAGACACCCUAAAGCGUCUGCUUGGAGAAACCCACAUUCGUGUAUUUGUCAUUGCGUUGGAUGCUUUGGAAUACAUCGUGAGCAACCAUUCUGGGAACGAAAAUGCCCUAAUUGUGAUGCGUUUUCAACCCGAUGUACAACAAGCAGUGGGGAUAUCGUUACAGGUCUACCAAGAGCUUCGUAAUGCCUUGGGUCAUGGACACCCGGCUACCAUUCGCGCUCUCUGUCUCCACGGCCGAGCACAAAACUUUAUGCAGCAGAGUAUAGAGGCCUCAGAGACACUGCGCCGGGCUUUGGCCAGUGCCGAAGAAACGUUAGGACCCGAUCAUCCGCUGACAUUAGAAAUCGUGGGCAACAUUGGCAUUAUGUACGCUGCGCAAAAUAGCUAUGCUCAAGGUUUACUCAGCAACAGUCCCGCUGCUGAAGCCUUCCCCUGGCUGAUACGAUAUUUGAACUGGGUUGAACAGCGCAAAGGCAAAAACAACCCCGAAGCGCAAGCCACUUUGGAGCUUCUGGCCAGUCUACAUUUCAACGCUAGAGAGUACGAACCCGCCCAGAAUUACUAUGAGCGCCUCGUGGCGAAUAUUCGCGGGGCCGACUCAGCAAUGACCGAGCGCGUCAACACUCGGCUUCAACUGUGCCGGGCGAACACCAUGUACACCCGUCGGGGCCUAGGAUCAGGACUAGGAGGGUUUUUGUCCAGCUUGCAGCGAUACUGA